Messenger RNA from Culex pipiens pallens (northern house mosquito), 4401 nucleotides. RefSeq names its product zwei Ig domain protein zig-8-like. The coding region runs from base 2233 to 3240 and encodes 335 amino acids. Gene Ontology annotation, biological process: synapse organization. Gene Ontology annotation, cellular component: neuron projection membrane. The transcript is spliced from 9 exons. NCBI's taxonomy places the organism in Eukaryota, Metazoa, Arthropoda, Insecta, Diptera, Culicidae. The record is from RefSeq and is a predicted model, not a curated record.
UCUUGUCGCAGCGUUCGUUCCGAGGAGUGCGCGGUGACAGUACGCGGUGUUUCGCGAGUAGGUCGCGCGUGUGUUGAUUUCGUCGGUUUGGUAGAACGUGAGAGUCGGCUCCGUACUCCCUUCGUUCCACCCCCGCGCGCUGUGGCGCCACGUGAAAAAGGCGUCGUCGACGGAGGAGAGCUGUCAAGUGCUGGGGAGUUUGUACGGGGAAUUCCGUAACAAGGUAGAUGCAACGCGCUGUUCUUGCGAACGGAGAAGAUUGGAGCUUCCGGUCUGGGAUAUACCAACAACGGUGCUGCGCUGUCGUGAUGGAUUAUCAGCUGUGCCAGCGUGAAGAAGUGGUUAUGUAAAGCUAGUGCAUCGGGGAGGGUGCUACUAUACAGUUCAGGAUGACACAUGCAACGCAAUCUACGGCGGAAGUGCGGCUGAUGGCUGAACCGUUCAAACUUCAAUUUAAUUAAAACUGUGCCAACGCGCCGCGUGGGACAAAGUUGCUCCUACGGACACGUCCCAAACUAGUGCACCGUGUUCGUGUCCGCUCAAGUGGGAAAUCGACGGAACACGCGAGAUUUCAAUUGUGUGCCCUACCGGGGAGAAAGUUUGUCUGUAUCGUCGUCGUCUGCUAUUCCGGGAAACAGAGUUAGUACGGCGAAGGCUAGGGGCGCUAGAAACGUGACGAUAACGCGACAAGUACGAGGACCGUGUCCGGACCGUCUCGUUGUCUGGUCUUGAAGAGGUGUCUGUGUGUUGCCAACAGUGCUGUGGGGCGGGCAAGGAUUAGUGCGUACGCGAGGGGGUGUCAUCCUCGAAAAGUGAAUUCUUACCAAGGUCUUGACAAGUCAGCAGUGCUGUGAGUGGCGGGAGGAUCGCUGAAGUUUAAUCGAGUUAAAUUCGGUCGGAAAACUUUGGCCAAAUUGGAUCCGAGAGGAGCGCUGAGCUGCUGACGAGGAAGGUGUCAUCGUUGUUAAUUAGAAAGCUUUUUCCUUUUUUUUUCGAAGACCAACCGCAGCAAUUGGCCACAACCCUCCACCCCACCACCACGAUUUCGGGGUGGGCUCGGAAAACAAACAAAACUCCGAAGGUCGAGCCGAACCGGACCAAAGUCCGAAAACAGUCAAGUUGUUCUUCCGCUUCACUUUUUUAUCUUCUCUUUUGCUCGAUGAAGUGAAAUUUCGUUGUGCUAGGAACAGCACGAGAGCGGAAAAUAACAACAGGAAAAGAAAGAAAAAAGUCUUGGAAGAUAAAUGAUGCUCGAAAGAUAAACGACAGCACAGCUCCGGAACAACUGGACAAGUUUGAUCUGGAAGAAGUGAAAAAAUUUAGGAGGAAAAAAACGUCACAGAAUGAGAGAAUAAGCAAAGUUUGUGUUUGGUGAAGCUUCUUCCUUCUUUUUUUUUUGGGUUGUCUGAAAAACCUUCUCGAGUGGAAGAAAAAGAAAAGAACAUUUUCCCCCUCUCUGGGAAAGGCGAACCUGUCAUCACACGUGGGACGUGUCACCCACGUGGCCUUUAUUAACAUUUGUGCGGACCGGUAUUCAUCACAACACGACACACACACUUGUAAAGAGCCGCACGUGAUUGGAGUAUUGAGCGAAAGUUUUCCUCCACACGCGGACAAACUUUGGCGUCCUUUCCCAAUCAAGCAAGGUUGUGGGCCAAGAAAAGAAAAUUUCCCCGGAAAAGCUCGCCCGCGACUAACGAGAGGCGAAAUUUUCCACCACAGAAAGUCGUCAUCAUUGGAGCUCUCCUCGAGCUUCAAACGCACACGCAAAUUCGGUUGUGCGUGAGUGUGACUGUGUGUUUAGGAAAAUCGGAAAAUUUUCCCACGAAACCAGCCGCCCCCACCCCACCUCGGUGGAAAUUCCCAGCGAUGCGCGAAACAACAAUGUUUGAAGAUUAAACAGUGUGGCCCCAAAAAAAAAGUGACAGUGAGUUGAAAAUAAAAAAGUCGGAAAAGUUUUCAGCAAAAAAAAAGAGAAGUGGAAAAUCAAUUGAAUGCGUGUUGAAAGUUAUCUUUCAGUGGAAAAAAGCGAAAAGUAAACAGGCAGCUUUCGGUGAAGUGUGUUUGUGUUUCUCUGUGUUUGUGUGUGUGAUGUGGUUUUUUGGCUCCAGAGUAAAUGUGAGGGAAAAGUAAGCGGAAGAAAAAGAGAAGUGGGAAACGGAAAAAAAAAGUUUUUGUUUUUGUUUCAUCUUGGUGCGGCUGCUGUUGGCUGUCACACGCUGGCCUGUCAGCAUGACGGCCACCACAACACAACGGCGAAGAACUGCCGACGGGAUGCCAACACUGUCGAAGGCUACCAGCAGUUGGUGGACCCUCGUGGGGGUGCUGCUCGUGAUAAAUGCAGAACUUACCUGCGGCAACAAUAGGGUAGACGAUUAUCAGAACCAAAAAGGUAAAACAAACUACCCUUUGGAAUUCAACUCAAAUUCUGUUUCUGGUGAACUGGUGGGCUCGUCCCGCAAGUUCCGCACCGACUUCCUCCAGGAGUGGCCAACGCCGGGAACUGGGCCUUACUUCGACACCGCAUCGAUCCCGUCCAACAUAACCGGCCUCGUCGGCAAGACGGUGCUGCUGGUGUGCAAAGUGAAAAAUCUCGGCAACCGAACGGUCUCCUGGGUGCGGCACCGGGACAUCCACCUGCUGACGGUGGGCCGCUACACGUACACCUCGGACCAGCGCUUCGAGGCGAUGCACUCGCCCCACACCGAGGAGUGGACGCUCCGGAUACGGUACGCCCAGCGGAAGGACUCGGGCAUCUACGAGUGCCAGAUCUCGACGACGCCCCCCAUCGGUCACUUUGUCUAUCUGACGGUUGUAGUGACAGAGAUUAACGGCGGACCUGAUUUAUUUAUCAACAAGGGCUCGACGAUAAAUCUCACCUGCACCGUCAAGUACGCCCCGGAGCCCCCUCCGGCCGUGGUCUGGAAGCACAACCGAGACGACAUAAACUUUGAUUCGCCCCGGGGAGGCAUCUCGCUGGUGACGGAAAAGGGCGUACUGACCUCGAGCCGGCUGCUGGUCCAGAAGGCGAUAGCCAGCGACUCGGGGCUGUACACGUGCGAGCCCUCGAACGCGAACCCGGCCUCGGUGCGGGUGCACAUACUGAAUGGAGAACACCCAGCGGCGAUGCACCACGGCAUGUCGACCAUCCUGGCCGGCCCGAGCUUAGUGGUGUUUGUGCUGACCACGCUGCUCCUCUACUACCAUCACAGCAUCCGGUGGAAGCAUCUCCUAACGUAGUCACCCUUCAUCACGCUAACGCUAACUCCUAUUACCACUAACACUACCACCACCGUCAGCAAAAUCUUCUCAACAGCUCACUCAGCCACAAGAACAAAACUACUCUUUUGUACAGUCACCGCGACUUGAUGAUGUCCGUUUCAGCAUUGGAUCACCCUAUCAACAUUGUACUACUACACAGAUUGAGAAGAAGUAGAAGAAGAGAGAAGAGGUCAGCAAUCGCGUCUAUUCGUGUGUCAAACAAAAACAAACAAAACAAAACACUCUAUUUGCUAGUUGAGAAAUUAGGUUAAUUGAACAAAGAAAUUGAACUUUUUUAUAUAAAUGUAUAUUGCCGAGUCCACAACCACAGCAAACGUCGCCGAAAACGAAACCGGAAGGAGGGGCGUGGCAUUUGUAUAGAAUAAAUUGCGAGAUGUAUGUGUGAGAGUGGCGGUGUGUUUGUUGGGUGGCAUUGUGCAAUGAUUAACGAUGCUGUUGAGCCAAUGCAAUAUAUGCGGAAACCAUAGAUAUAUAUUUUUCAUUUUCUGGAAUCGAACUGUAAAUCGCUCAACACAAUAGGUGCGUGCUUGUGUGCAAAUAGAGCGAAAGGUUUGUUUUAUUAAUUGAAUUUAUAUUAUCGAUUGGAUUGCGUGUGCGUGUGGGUGUGUUUGUGUUGGUGGAAGAGCUGAGUGCAGGGUAAAAUUUCCGUUCUGUUUAUUUGUGCAUCACCAAGUGCACUCGAUUAGCGAUUACUGUGUUGGAUUUGCGUGAAGCAGUAUCUGAAUCAUGAAUAUUUUGAAAUUAACGAAUAGUUGGUUGGAUUUUUGUAUGAAUAUUUCAUGGUCGUUAUUUUACCAUUUUACCACUGAACACAAUGAAUCUCGUACAUAAUUUAUUCAAAAUUACGAUUCCUUUGUUAGUCUCAACAUUUUUAAAGCGUUCUUUAAGUUGGAUUGUGAAAUUUAAAAAUGGUGAUGAGCUGCAGGUGUAAAUUUAGAGAAAAUAUAAGUUUUGUUAACAAAUACAGUAAGAAGGUGCAUAUCAUAUAUGCACAGUAUGCAUCGUUGAAUUUUAGAAGGUUUCUGAUUGAAUGAGUUUUACUGCGAAAAAGAAAUGGGUAAUUCUCCGCCAUCUCACACAGCAGUUGCCCCGACCCAUCUUUGAUUUGCGUGAAACUUU